AUGAAGGCAUGUUGGAGCUCAUGGCUUGAUGUAUUCUCGAAUGAAGUCUUCAAUCUGGAUGGUUUCUCCGAUGCCUCAGCGACAGUGACUUUGUUGGAGCAAUGCGUGAAGGAGAACACUUCUCCCUCAAUUCCAAUGGUGAAGUCAUUCGCUAUAUCAGCAGUAGAGACUGCACUCCUUGAAGCCCUCAGUUUCUCACUGCAAAAACUCAUCAACCAAUGA
Arabidopsis thaliana (thale cress) is the source of this 222-nucleotide messenger RNA. RefSeq lists its product as uncharacterized. The transcript has 2 exons. The record is from RefSeq and is marked reviewed. Lineage: Eukaryota; Viridiplantae; Streptophyta; Magnoliopsida; Brassicales; Brassicaceae. Bases 1 to 222 code for a protein of 73 amino acids.